AUGGACAAGGGAAAAGGGAAGACAGAUGCUGGACUGAAGAGCCUCAACCAUUAUCAGAAGAAACUCCCGGCAUGGAGAUACACAUUACGGCAAAACACCCUGCCGCUCGUUCGAUGGGAGACUCCCUAUCUCGCCUGGCUACAGGAGAGGAUGCGCACUCCUUCGCUCGAUUCCUGGUUUGCGAUCACGGCUAACCUGGGCACGCACACGUUUUACAUGGUCAUGCUACCGAUUUUGUUCUGGAGCGGGUAUACAGGCGUUGGUCGGGCGGUCGUUCAUCUACUUGCGGCCGGCGUUUUCUUUAGUGGGUUUAUGAAAGAUUUACUAUGUCUGCCACGGCCGCUCUCCCCUCCGCUACAACGAAUUACGAUGUCAGGGUCGGCAGCGCUGGAAUACGGGUUCCCUUCUACACAUUCGACCAACGCGGUGUCCAUCGUCGUGUAUGCGCUGCACUCUCUACAGUCGCAGACGGACCUCUCGCCGCUUACCUCGACCUUACUCCAGACCGGACUGUACAUAUACGUGACCUCCAUCGUCAUAGGGCGGUUAUACUGCGGCAUGCACGGCUUUCUCGACGUAGUUGUCGGCAGCAUUCUCGGCGCACUGCUAGGCUUUGUACAAUGCUUCUACGGCCCGACGUUCGAUGACUAUUUAUUCUCCGGCGGGAUACAGGAAGUGUUUAUCAUCUUCCUCGUUAUAAUCGUGCUGGUCCGCGUGCAUCCCGAGCCUGCUGACUCGUGUCCCUGUUUCGACGAUAGUGUAGCCUUCGCAGGCGUCUUCGCGGGCGUCGAGUUGGGAAAUUGGCAUUUUGCGAGGUCUAUAUACUCGCUUUCGGUGCCGACGCCGGGAACUGUGCCGUUUGACCUGCGGCGCAUGGGCUGGAUUAUAGCCAUUUUACGGAUUGUUAUUGGGGUGUUGAGUAUUGUGGUAUGGAGGGAGGUUAUGAAGCCUGCGCUUCUGAGGUUUCUCCCGCCUCUGUUCAGGAUUAUAGAGCGGCUCGGGCUGAGUUUACCUAGACGGUUCUUCAAGCGUGCAACAGAGUACAACCGCAUCCCGAACCAGCUCAAAUACGACGACGUCAUGCCCAACGUCUCCGAUAUACCGUCCAUGCUCACCUCCAUCCGCCACCCACGACGACGAGCCAUCUCGAUCGGCCCCCAGUCCGAAGCCGAUGCAUACGAGGCAAUCGCCUACCGCCAGCAACGCCGACGAACGAGCGCUGCAUCGGAGAACCAACCACCUUCGCCGCUGCCAGAGAAGGGUAACCAGAGCCAGAACCAGACACCUACCACACGGCCUAAACGGGGCAUAUCGAAUGCAUCACAACCGCGAUCGCCUUCUAGAAGCCUUGAUGAUUAUGAACACAUGAUGGGAACGAGUGCACAGAGUUAUGAAGAAGGAGGCGCAAAGACCGAACCCUUCCCUAAUGGAAAUAUGACGAAUGACGCGCUUGAAGCAGAGGAGGAGAAGGAUAUGUUUUCUAAAAUCACGCCGCCUCGCGUGCGCUAUGAUGUAGAGGUCGUCACGAAGCUGAUUGUUUAUUCUGGGAUUGGCUUGCUAGCCGUAGAGGGCAGCCCCAUGCUGUUCCACUUCCUAGGGCUCGACUAA
Arthroderma uncinatum is the source of this 1608-nucleotide messenger RNA. Its product is annotated as sphingosine-1-phosphate phosphohydrolase. Bases 1 to 1608 code for a protein of 535 amino acids. The transcript is spliced from 5 exons. Gene Ontology annotation, molecular function: sphingosine-1-phosphate phosphatase activity. Gene Ontology annotation, cellular component: endoplasmic reticulum membrane. NCBI's taxonomy places the organism in Eukaryota, Fungi, Ascomycota, Eurotiomycetes, Onygenales, Arthrodermataceae. The record is from RefSeq and is a predicted model, not a curated record.